UAGAGUGAGCUCGACGAGCGGAGACAAUCAGCAGCAGUUUGAGCUCUACGACUUUGACUCUUUAGAUACAUAACUGCUUCAAUAACUGUUUGAGAGACGUCCAACAGCGGGACAAUUUUCAAAACAAAAUCAGCUCCAUGAUGUUAACACUCUAUCCUCAGUGACAAAGAGGCCACACGGGUGCACUGGAGCAUGGAGCUGGUGUCAGUACAGCAUGAAUUUGAGUACACAGCGAAGGAUGGUCGCCUUGUGUCCAUCAAGCCUAAUGAAACUUACAUCCUGGUCUCCAGAACUGACGAGCACUGGUGGUACGUCCGCAAAGACGAGCACACCAGACCCUUUUAUGUCCCUGCGCAGUAUGUCAAGGAGCAGCCAUCACUCACUGAACUCUCUCCUGGCCCUAACAAGAUGGAUUCACCUGAGUGUGUGACUAACAGUGAGCCAGUGGAUAUGGACAAUAUAAAACCACUUAAAGCGACAACAGUGAUUCGUGUAUCUGCUCUGAAUGCUUCAAGAGAGACACACCGCUUCUCCACUUUUGGUUUCGGUGAGAACAUACCAGAUGUGAAGCCCUGUGAGAGUCUGAAGGAAAAGCAAACCAGCAGCAGCUUUGCACACAGCCAGAAUAAUAUAAAGACACGCGAUUCAACAGAAGACUUUACAUUUACCUCUGCACCUCUGAAUACUGACAACCUACAGCUAUGUUUAAAACCUCAUUCUGUGCCAAAGGUCAAAAACGGACAAAAACCGCCACCGCAGGAUGAUAAAGUCGAACAGCCACAGACUUUUCUACAUGAUGAGGAUAUGAACUUCCCUUCACCCCCUAAUUCGCUCAUAUAUGACACCAUACCUGCAGUAGACAUCCCAGAAUUUGACACAUUUUCUGAGCUGCCUGUUCCUGUUUCCUUAAAUGAGACAUUAAUGAGACAGCAUAAUUUGAAUCCAACUGCAGAGGCAGCUGCAUCUCCAAAUGAACCUCCAAUUGAGCAGGUGGAGAAUGAAAAUCUUCGGUCAGCCGUGUACGUCAAUGUAGCACAACUUCGCAAAAGCAUCGCCGAGUCUCCCCCCUCGUCCUACUCUCCUUCCUACCUUGACCCAGAGGGGUGGGAGGCGCAUGUUGACCAAGAAAGUGGACAGGAGUAUUAUUACCACCCCGCCACGGGGCGCACCACCUGGGACAACCCCUUUCUUGACUCCCCCACGGAGCCAGAGCCGCCUUGUUCCCCCUCACCUCCUCAAUCUCCCGACCUUUCUCCAUCCUUCGCCUCCCCACCUGCGUGGACCUCAGACUGGGAGCAGUUGGUGGAUGAGACCAGCGGUCAGCCCUACUUCUACAACCCGAUGUCCGGGGAGACGUCCUGGGAUCCCCCAGAGCAGCUGAGCCCGUAUCCCCCUGUGAUGGAGCCGAUGAGUGUGCACAGGUUUCACGAGGACGGGCCGCCUCCUCUACCUGAGGAGGACUACCCCUCAGAGGAUUACCCAGCUGCUGAUCAUCCAGAGGACUGCGAUGAUCUCCUAGCCAUGGGACCUCCCACACUCCCUAAAGAGUACACCCUCAGUCUUGCGGGCCGGACCAUCAUCCCCCGUGCCAACCUGGACCGCAGUGCACCGUCCGGUUGGAACCUCAAUGUGCAGCCCAACGGGACCUGGGUGUUCACCAGUGAACACUCCCCAGAGCAGUGGAUCAAGUCUCUGGAUGAUCGAGGGCAGACCUACUACUAUCUGAGAGACGGCACCAGGUCUCAGUGGAACCUGCCUGAGAUCCCUGUAGGUCCCGGCCAGUCCAGAAUGGAGAAUGGCGUUGAUGCAGACAAUCUGUCCAUCAUCAAAAACUGGAGACACACCAUGGGACCGGCACAGCUCAGCUCUGCCCAGGAUGAUGGGAGGUUCGUACCAACUCACAGGAGGAACACGUCCGACUACAGCAGCGACAACUCCAGUACAGGACACUCUCCAGAGACGCAGCAUAACGUGCAGAACUUAGAGAAAGCCGGGAUUCUCAACAAAACAAAAGUGUGUGACAACGGCAAGAAAGUACGGAAAAACUGGACCCAGACAUGGACGGUUCUCCACGGAGGAGUGCUGACGUUCCACAAAGACCCAAAGUCUACAAUAACAGGGACUGCGAUCAAGACCAAUCAGAUUGUUCCGGAGAUCACGGUGGACCUGCGAGGAGCGUCGAUUGGCUGGGCCUCAAAGGACAAAUCCAGCAAGAAGAAUGUUUUAGAGUUAAAAGGCAAGAAUGGCGUGGAGUUUCUGAUACAGUAUGACACAGAAAGCAUCAUCACUGACUGGCACAAAGUCUUAAUGGACACCAUACGACAACUGGAGUACCAGGACCAUCAUUCAGAGGAGGACGAGGGCGACUUAUAUGAGAAGAUCGCAAUCACAGAGCGAGACGACAAGCAAAGACCCUCCAAACCGACCGUCACACACUCGUCCAGCUCUGCAGGAGACUCGGACCAGAAGAGGGUUCGGACCAAGCUGAUGAAGUUCCUCAUGAAACGGCCCACGCUGCAGUCUGUGAAGGAGAAAGGCUACAUCCGAGACAAUGUGUUUGGUUGCCAUCUGGCCACACUGUGUGCACAAGAGCGGUCAACAGUUCCUAGUUUUGUGGAGAAAUGUAUCAAAGCAGUGGAAAAGAGAGGUUUAGACAUUGAUGGACUCUACAGAGUGAGCGGGAACCUCGCUGUCAUUCAGAAACUACGCUUCAAGGCGGAUCAUGAGGAGCUGGACCUCGAGGACGGUCAGUGGGAGGACGUUCACGUCAUCACCGGAGCGCUGAAGUUGUUUUUCCGAGAGCUUCCUGAGCCGCUCUUCCCAUACAGCCACUUUAAUAAGUUCAUCUCAGCCAUCAGAAUUCCCGAUUACAACACAAAAGCGUCUUGCAUGUAUGAGCUGGUCAAGUCACUUCCUCCUUCAAAUCAUGAUACCAUGAAUCUCCUUUUUGGGCAUUUAUGCAGGGUCAUUCAGUACGGGGAGGACAAUCGCAUGACUGUGCAGAAUGUGGCAAUUGUGUUCGGCCCGACUCUGCUUCGGCCAGAGAUGGAGUCGGCCAACAUCACCAUGCACAUGGUCUUUCAGAACCAGAUAGUGGAGUUCAUCCUGCACGAAUAUCAGCUAAUGUUCUACUCCAGCUAAAGCAGUCACAAGCCUCCAGUGCAGACUCGGGCAAACGUCUGAAUGUGCUCAAAUUAUUUGAAGAUUUACCUUUUUUUUGCAUUCACAUAAACAGCUUCAGUGCAACAUCUAAAAUGAAGCUUCUCUUGUAAAAUAAGUUAAAGGGAUCUCCAAGUUUUCUUUUCUCAGAAUAUUUGAGGUUUAACCACGUAAAAAUUAGAUAAAAGGGAUCUUUAAAUGGUAUUUGCUGAGAAUAUUUGAAGCAUGUUUAACCACCGUUUUGUCCAGAUUUACUCCCUAGGAGGCUGACACUGUUAGAACUAUCGUUAGCAGUAUUGUAGGAUAGGAAAGCGAGCCACAAACAAGUGUGCUUUAGUUUCCCGUCUCAGAGCUUUUGAGCUUGUUGCUUGGGUGGAAGAAGGACUGUAUCAAAUUGCUCUAGCUGUCUUAAUCUCACAAGUCACUUUUGGGAGAUUUAUUGUUUAUUUCUUAUUUUUGGCUUGUCUAUAUUGCAGCGAUAAUAGAGCCUAAGUCAAACCUGAACGGAUGCAUUAAUGCUCUUACAGAAAUCAUCAAUUAUUGCUUCCAUCUUUAUUUUAGAAAGUUUGAUGACAUUUAAAUAUUGUUUUGAAUUUGAAAUGACAGAGUAUCAAAUAUGGCAAUAACUAAGAUUGUAUUCUAAUAAUGUGUCAUUUUUACCCAUGAAUCUUAUUGUAAUAUAGAAAUGUAUAAAAAUAAAUAAUACCAACAUCUUGCUGUGAAAUAGAUGGUGACAUAGAAUACUGCAAACUAUAGAUUAUUUUCCUCUGAAUAAAAUGCCAUUUUUCAAUCAUGCUGUACUUGAAGAAACUGUAUGAUAACACCAUAGAAAUACAAACUAGUGAUACAUUGUUUGACAGUAAAGUCAGUUUGACCAUGAAACAGAAGAGCAUAUUCUAGAAAGAUUUCUGACCUGUAAAUAGAAAUAGAAGGCAUAUUUAUGCUGAAGUUAUUCCAUAAUAAAGAAAUAACUUUGUAAAAAA
Messenger RNA from Cottoperca gobio, 4142 nucleotides. It is a transcript of the gene arhgap27, whose product is annotated as Rho GTPase activating protein 27. The record is from RefSeq and is a predicted model, not a curated record. Lineage: Eukaryota; Metazoa; Chordata; Actinopteri; Perciformes; Bovichtidae. Bases 193 to 3141 code for a protein of 982 amino acids. Gene Ontology annotation, molecular function: protein binding. The transcript has 18 exons. Gene Ontology annotation, biological process: regulation of GTPase activity; signal transduction. Gene Ontology annotation, cellular component: cytoplasm.